Molecule: messenger RNA, 1145 nt
Organism: Rattus norvegicus (Norway rat)
Lineage: Eukaryota; Metazoa; Chordata; Mammalia; Rodentia; Muridae
Gene: Sap30l
Product: SAP30-like
Exons: 4
Coding region: 455-1003 (182 amino acids)
Cellular component (GO): nucleoplasm; fibrillar center; nucleolus
Molecular function (GO): non-sequence-specific DNA binding, bending; phosphatidylinositol-5-phosphate binding; DNA binding
Source: RefSeq, marked validated
GGCGGGCGGCGGCCGGGGCGGCCCAGGGGCUGCCGCGGGGACUCGGGGCGCCGCCGAGCGGCCAGGCGCUGGGGCGGGCCGAGCGCACCGCGGGGCCCGGACACGGCGGGUUCGAGGCCGGGCCCCCGCGCGGGGAGCUGCGGGGUGGAGACUUUGCCGCGCGGCGCGGAGCAGGCGGGAGCCGGCGGGGGCCUCGGGAGCCCCAGGGCGGCCGGGCCCGGAUCCCGGGGGAGCCUCGCGAGUCCGGGCCGGAACCUCGGUGUGCGCAUCCCCUCCGGGGCCCGGGCUGCAGGAGCACAGAGCAACCGGGCCUCGCGGAGCUCAGAGCGCGCCUGACCCGGGGCGCACCGUGGGACCCGGGCGCGGGGCUGGCGGAGAGCUGCCCCGCGGGGCUAGCAGCCGCGGAGUGGCCUACAGGGGCCCUCCCCCGGAGGGGCCGGGUCGGGGCGGGGAGAUGAACGGCUUCAGCACGGAGGAGGACAGCCGCGAAGGGCCCCCUGCCGCCCCCGCCGCCGCCCCGGGCUACGGCCAGAGCUGCUGCCUCAUCGCGGACGGCGAGCGCUGCGUCCGGCCCGCGGGCAACGCCUCCUUCAGCAAGAGGGUGCAGAAAAGCAUCUCGCAGAAGAAACUCAAGCUGGACAUAGACAAGAGCGUAAGGCACCUGUACAUCUGCGACUUCCACAAAAAUUUCAUCCAGAGCGUCCGAAAUAAAAGGAAGAGGAAGACAAGUGAUGAUGGCGGAGAUUCCCCUGAGCAUGAUGCCGACAUUCCUGAGGUUGAUCUGUUCCAGCUACAGGUGAACACUCUCCGACGCUACAAACGGCACUACAAGCUGCAGACCAGACCCGGCUUCAACAAGGCCCAGCUAGCAGAGACUGUGAGCCGACACUUCAGGAACAUACCAGUGAAUGAGAAAGAGACGCUUGCCUAUUUCAUCUACAUGGUGAAGAGUAACAGGAGCAGACUGGACCAGAAGCCAGAGGGCAGCAAGCAGCUUGAGUGAGGUGCAGCCGCCCAGUGAGGUGGAAGCCCUGAUGAGAGGACAGCCAUGCACUGCUUGAUGACAGGUGGCCCCUGCAACGUCUCAGCCAAUAAGGACUGUUCGUAUCUACUGUAAAUAAAGUUUGAAUGAUGGACACUGUAAA